Antechinus flavipes (yellow-footed antechinus) is the source of this 4269-nucleotide messenger RNA. It is a transcript of the gene C4H1orf21, whose product is annotated as chromosome 4 C1orf21 homolog. The transcript has 12 exons. The coding region runs from base 890 to 1453 and encodes 187 amino acids. The record is from RefSeq and is a predicted model, not a curated record. NCBI's taxonomy places the organism in Eukaryota, Metazoa, Chordata, Mammalia, Dasyuromorphia, Dasyuridae.
UCCUGGGUGGGAACCCCACCCACCCAGGCAGAUAUACCCUACCUAUGAAAGUAGAUAAGCUCAGAAUCACAUAGAGGCAAAUGAAUUUCUCAGGCUGAAAAUCAAGUAACUGUCACAGGUAGGAUUUGGAAUUAGAUUUUCCAACUCUUAAAUCCACCAUUCUAAUUCACUAUUCCAUGCUGCCUCUUGUAGAAUAUAAUUUUUGACCUUUUUAAAAAGCAAUCCACCAUUUCUGGACUUUCAACCUAUCAUCAGAAGAGAGUAAGAGGGGAAGAAAGGAGAGGGAGGAGAUGAGAGAGUGAAUGAGAGAGAUGAAAAUAACCUUGGACUUGAACAAGAGAACAAAAAAGAGAGUUCAAACCCAAGAUAAGUAGGAAGAAGACAAGAGAGCACCGAGUUGUUAAAAUCACGGAAACAGAUAAACUGCAUCCCAGAGGACUGAAAGAACCAGCAGGAAAAUAAACGCUUACACAUAGGGGUCGGCGGAUUGGUCUGUGUAUACAAAAAGACUGAAAAUUCACCUGUCAAAAGAAAACUAUGAGGAGUAUUUCACAGACUUUGGUGGAUGAUUUCUGGGGUGAAGAUCAAAAGGAGCUGGUGUGGAGAAUAAGGAAGUGGAAUGUAAGCUGGAAAGCACAAGUCCAAGAGGAGCACUGAGGUCAUUUGCCUGUUGAAUGCUUCUUCCAGAAAACUCCGUUAACUGGUUUUGUUUGGCAAAGAGCUUCAUUUGGUGACAGUGCUGGACUCCAUACUGAAUGUAAAAGCUUCUUGGUCAACUGAGCUGGAAGGUAGAUUUUUUUUUUCCUUUUUUUCAAAAAACAAAAGUAUGUGCCUGUGUCUGUAGAGAUGAUUUGUAGUUCAGCGAGGCUGGAGCUGACCGAAUGAGACUAUGGGCUGUGCCUCCGCCAAGCAUGUUGCCACUGUUCAGAAUGAAGAGGAAGCCCAGAAGGGGAAAAACUACCAGAAUGGAGAUGUGUUUGCUGAUGAGUAUAGGAUCAAACCUGUGGAAGAGGUCAAAUACAUGAAAAAUGGGGCAGAAGAUGAACAGACAAUAGCAGCCAGGAACCAAGAAAACUUGACUUCAGAAAUGUCUGAUUUACAAAUAAUGUCUGAAUAUUUUGGGCACCUUGGAAGAGUAGCAACCGACCUAAGUCCACUGAUCACCCUCUCUCAUGUAUAUUCAAUUUCCACUGAAGAUCAGGAUGAGAAUUGCGACUUUGUUUCAUCAUGGCAUGAAGGUGACGUUGACCCUGUCUGCCAGCCCUACCCUACAAAGGAAAAAAGUGCCAGUGCAAAUGUAAAACUUAAGCCUGCUAAAGAGGUUCCAGGAUUGGUACAUCAACCUAGAUCAAACAUGCACAUCUCUGAAAGCCAACAAGAAUUCUUCAGAAUGCUGGAUGAAAAAAUUGAAAAGGGUCGUGAUUACUGUUCAGAAGAAGAAGAUAUCACAUAGUGCCAAUUCUACUAGUCAAAACAGGAAUUACUACUGUGUAAAUAGAUUACAACCCAGUUGAGAUCUUUGGGAAGGUCGUCUACAACACACACACAAAAACAGCACUACAUAAUAAAAGAAGAUCGAUCGUCUCCAUAUUGUAUGCCCCAUUCACUUACAAUGUUUCUUAAUGAACUUGCAAAGGAAUAUUGCUAAGAACUGUUCUAAAACUUUGUUGCUGCUAGUUAAAACUUGUUGCAACUUUUCACUCCUCUUGUGUCCAGGUAUGCAGCAAAAUUCUUAAAUUUCACCUUACAGACACGGUUGUUCUUACAGAUGCUGCCCAGCUGAUUUUCUAUCAGAUGAAAUAGUGAUGAACUCAAAUACCAAACUUCCAUUUCUAGAAGGUUCCAGCUUUUCUGAUACCUUUUCCCCUCCCCUCCUCUCUUUAAAGCUGUUUGUCAGCCCAGAGAUGGGCCAGAAUAUUGCUUCUUACUGGCGAUUUUGAGCUGGGGAGAUGGGGAUGGUUGCUAUGGCAAGCCUUGUUUCUCUGCUAAGAAGAAAUGGAGAAGCUACUAUCUAUUAAAAGCAUGUUGUCCCAUGAAUACUGGAAGUGAUGCCGGAGCAGCAGUUUGCCUCACUUACUAGGUAUCUUAAUCAAGGACUAAGCUUGCAGUUUUGGCUUUGCUCAGACGCAAAUGGAAGUGUGAUCGCAAUCAUUUUGAAUCCCUUUUUUUUUCUAAGGAAAUAAACAUUUUACUGUUUUUAUGUAUCUUGUCUUCUACCAUUCAUCUAGCCCAGUUUUUUUGUUUGUUGGUUGGUUUUUUGUUUUUUUUUUUUAAACAAAUAUCUUGGGUUUUUACAAGUAUCUCGUGGGUAGACGCCAAGGCCUUUUGUUGCAAUACUGAUGUUAGGCUAAAUUGCCUCCCUGCUCUUCCCAUUUAUCCUUUCCCAGGUUUUACCAGGGCAAAGGAGAAGAGGCAUAUAGCCCCCUCCUUUUUUAACAGAGCACCAAACUAUAACAUUAUUUUUAUUUUUUGCCACCAAAUACAGCAUCCCAUUUCUUUAUUUCCCCUUAUAACAGGUACAGGAACCUUUCCUUUUCUUAUUUUCCUCUCUCCAAGGACUAGUUUUGUAUAUGUACAAGGUUUUGACCUUCUGGGAAAAAAAAUGCUCAAGUAUACUGGUCAUGGUUGUUGAAGAAGCUAACAGCCAGAAGUACCUGGGCAGCAAUGGGGAAUGUUGAUUGUGUGUUCUGUAGAGUUUAUUUUUCCAUAUUAUACAAAGAGGAUGAUCUCUUCUCAAAGACAGAGGUAAUAUUUUUAACAAAUAUUGUCACAAGUAAAUAGUAAUCAUAAGGGGGAAAAAAACUUUUGUAUUUUUUUAAAUGAGUUUGAUAGCUUUGAUGAGGGCUCUCUUUGUUACUUUCAGGAGGAAGGGCUACCAUAAUGAAUGCAUUGCGAUGCUGGUCAUGAGGUUCUGGGGCUUUGUCCACAUAGUCCACAUGGCAUAAGUUCAGUCACAAAGAUUAUUCCAUCUUCUCCAGUCUUGGAUUGUGACCUUGAAAGGGAGGCACUUGUGAAUUCAUUAACACUGCCACCCUGUGAUGUUUAGUGGUUCAGACUUUCCAGGGAGUAAAAAAAGAUUUUCUGCCAGGGAAGAGAUCAUGGUUCUAAAUGUAUUCUUGAUGAAAGGAUGAGAUAGGACUUCAAAUGGACUUCACCUAAUUGAUGGCAGCCAUUCAUUCAUGUGCCAACUGCAUUUGUUUUCCUUGGUUUUGGAUGAGGGGAAACUGAAGAUGGAAGAACUUUAGUCAAAGGGAUGAGGAGCAAGGACUUAAACAUUAUCAACAACAAUAACAAAAACAAGCCUUCUUUCAAGCCAGCAUAGCAGAUAUUUGGGGAGCAAUUGUGAUGGUUACAUAAAUAGGGAUAAAGCCAAAUUGUAAGACUUUUUAUCCUGAUCCAAACAGGAAAAUGUCAGUUCAAGUCUCCAGGCUUUGGAAGGCAUUUUGCUCCCUUCAUCCUCCAUUCUCACUCAUGGUUUUGGUCAAGGGAUUUAACUGGUUUUCCUCAAGUGAACUGAAGGUUAGUUACAGUCUGGGUACCUAAUUCUACCUCUCCCACUCCCCACUCCAUACCCAGUCCAAAAACUUCUUGCCUUGGAUUCUAGCAAUUUGAUGAUAUGAUUGUGGCAUUUUCCAUGAUGGCUCCUUUAUUGGUAUUGAUCAUAAACCAAAAAAAUAUGGAUUUGAAUCUCCACACUGUCCUUUUCUACCUGUGUGACCUUGAGAGGUCAUUCAACCUCUCUGUGCUUCAAUUAUUUUGUAUUUAAAAUGAAGGGGUUGCACUAGAACACCUCCAAAAUUGCUGCCAUCCCUAAAUCUGAUUCCAUAAUUAAGUUGGUUAAAUCAAGUCUUCCAUGUGACUCCCAAACUUGGUGUCUCACUGUCUUCCCUAGAAAAUGACUACCUUUCCCCCCCACACUUCAGUUUCCAUAAAAAGCAUUUUUAAAAAACAUUCUGAUAUGUUGCACAUCUAUGAGGAAUAAUGUUCUUCAAGAGUCCAGCCUUUAAUCAUUUGAAUGAAACCAGAUGGGUCCCCUCCAUGGACCCAGCGGCUUCCCACUGGAGGUGCUCUUGGGUGUCAUGCUUAACAAUGAGCCCCUAUCUGAUGUGCACAAGUGAUUUCAUCUGUAGUCACAUUUGGCAGAUCUAGAAAUAGAUCUGGGAAAUGGGGUGGUUGAGCUGGUUGGCACGAAAUGCCUGAUUGUGUUAACAACAUUCAAAACUGUCUGUUUUCCAUUUGUUGGUUCUAAUCAUAAAAUUGUCAAAUGAC